AUGACUGGUUUCGAUUUUGGACCACCACUAUCAAAUGGCACUAGAGGAAUCUCUGUGUGGCCACAAAUUUUCAAACAUAAAUUGAAAGAAAAUCAAACAGUCGCCAUUUUAUUGGUUGACACCCAAGCUUUGGAUUCGAUAACAGAACCAAGUGUUGAUAAAGAUGCACGAAUUUUUGCGUUCAGUGUGAUGGCUUCAUCGAUACAGUUGUACAAUGUGCAUGGUGACAUUGAGUCCUCUGAUCUGCUUAAUUUGGAUUUAUACACUACAUAUGGCAGAUGGGCAAAUAAAAACAAAACACUGUUCCAGAAUUUAAAAAUAAUUAAUCGAGAUAAACCAGAUAAUUCGUAUCCUUAUCCGUUCGAAUCAUACGGAUGGCAAAAAGAUGGGAAAAAGAUCUAUUUUAGCAGCAAGGAAAAUGAUCCGGAUACAAUUAAAGAACAAAUGAAACGAUUCAAUCAAUCCUACGAGAAUAUUGAUGUUUUUUAUAUGCCAUCCCCCGGUGAAGAUGUAACCACGUAUGUAAACGGCUAUAAAGGCGAUUUGAAUGUGGUGAAUAAAGAAUUCAUAAGAAAUGCGACCAAUUUGGUCGAAUCACUGUUCGAUCCAGAAAAACUUCUAAUAAAAAAGGUCAAUGGUAGAGUAAUCAAAGCCAAUCAAUUCAUCGAAUAUUUAAAAUUUUAUGGAAAAAUGUUAAAUUCACCCGAUUUACCGUAUUUUGGCACACAUGUUCAGAACGUCUUGGAUAUCAGUUACAUGGAAUCGCGCGCAAAAUGUUUAGAAUUUUAUGAAAAAAACAUGCAGGAUGAGAUUAAAACAUGCGAUCCCACAAAUAACGUAUCUUAUUUCUCCACGAAUGACUUACAGGCAAUUGAUCAAAAAUACAAGAGAAUUUCAAUGAAAAUGUUUUCGGCGCAGAAGGAACACAAUUCAGAAGAAUACAUGAGAAAAUGGGAAAAGAAACUUGAAGAUGGUAUUAAAAAUAAAUACGAUGGUCCAAGCGAAACGAGUUUCGUGAAUAAAAAUAAAGAAAAUGAAAAAUGCUUUAAG
Molecule: messenger RNA, 1050 nt
Organism: Sitodiplosis mosellana (orange wheat blossom midge)
Lineage: Eukaryota; Metazoa; Arthropoda; Insecta; Diptera; Cecidomyiidae
Product: atlastin-1-like
Exons: 3
Molecular function (GO): GTPase activity; GTP binding
Source: RefSeq, a predicted model, not a curated record